Rosa chinensis is the source of this 833-nucleotide messenger RNA. RefSeq lists its product as uncharacterized. Bases 7 to 714 code for a protein of 235 amino acids. The transcript is spliced from 2 exons. The record is from RefSeq and is a predicted model, not a curated record. Gene Ontology annotation, cellular component: plasma membrane. NCBI's taxonomy places the organism in Eukaryota, Viridiplantae, Streptophyta, Magnoliopsida, Rosales, Rosaceae.
UCCGCCAUGGAUGUCAUCAGUUCAUUCCGAAAUUCGGAACACUCGUGUUGCCUAAAGCUUUGCCAUGCAUAUUCUUUCAAAAGAUCCUGUUUAUUUCUCCUCCUCUUCCUUCUUGUGCCAGUUGUUUUUCUGGGUGUAGCUACAUUGAUCAUAAUCUUCGUCAUGAAGCCCCAAAAGCCAGUUUUUUCCCUCCAAGAUGUAAGUGUGGAUUCGUAUAAACUCAAUGCCUAUUCUGGUUCGACCCUGUUUGUUUCAUCAGUAAUCACAUUGACCCUGAAUGCUCAAAAUCAUAACAAAAUUGGCAUCUGGUAUACUCCUUCCCACCUAGAAGCUCUUUAUGAUGGCCUGCCUAUAGGAACAAUUCAGAUUCCCGGGUUUCUUCAACCUGCUCAUAGUAGUAAUGUGACUAUGCAGACAAGGCUUUUAUUUCCAUGUGUGAAUGCCAGCCAGAUUAUAGGAGAGGCUUCAAUUCAAGAAGAUUCCAGGAAAAAUAUGUUUCAGAUGAAAAUAGUAGGUGAUGUUGGGGCUCACCUGCUGGUAUUUCACAUAAUCCUUUUAAAGAUCAAGGUUGGUCUGGAGUGUGACAUAAAUAUUGAUUACGAAGAGCUGACCAACAGAAACGAAGUUCACAACACGACUGGAUCUUUUCCGGCAUCUUUUCCUACCAACACCCAGUCCUUGUUCAUGAACUGCACAUGGGCUUUGUACAUGUAGAGAUGAGAAUUAAAAUGACUGAAUUGACAGCAAAGUUGAACCUUAAUUUUCUAUACAUGUUAUAAUUGAAGUUUUUGAAGUGAAACACAGACUGAUCAAUCAAUCCAUAAUAUCCCCGC